Molecule: messenger RNA, 2192 nt
Organism: Bolinopsis microptera
Lineage: Eukaryota; Metazoa; Ctenophora; Tentaculata; Lobata; Bolinopsidae
Product: coiled-coil domain-containing protein 81-like
Exons: 3
Coding region: 67-2163 (698 amino acids)
Cellular component (GO): centrosome
Source: RefSeq, a predicted model, not a curated record
UUGCACGUGCAUUCUACAAAUAAUACGUUCUACAUUAUCUUUUGUACCUAAUCAUAAUGACAAACAAUGUCAGGGGAUCCUAGUUUGUCAUUAGUGGUUGAAGCUAAGAAAUGCAAGUACACGCUCAUCCCCAAGAAGGUAACCUGCGAUGAAGUUCUCCAAAUUUGGAUCACGGCCUCCCACUUCAUCAUAAGACGGUUAAUCGAUCGAAAAGCUGUUAACCUCCCGGGAAUUGGGCUUUUUUCCGUUCUCAGAAAGAAAAUAGACGUCGGAAAUAAUGGAAAGCUAUGGGUUCACCGACCUAUCUUUAUAUUGUCGGAGAAGUUCGCCCAAACACACCGUGUUACCUACACCAAAUACCAGUCAGCCGGUGAAAUACCAGUAAUACAACUGAAUUAUGCGAUGCUAGCGAUAGAGGCAGGCUUUGAAAGGGAUUUGGUUGAAGUUUGUAUAAAGGAGAUGAUUGGGGCUUUCGCGAGGACCGUCAGUUCAAGCAGAAAAGGAGAGUUGACCUUCAGAGAUGUGGGAAAACUCGUUAUCAAGGAUGGUAAAGCGAAGAUGAAAUUCCAUACGGAUUUCUUGAAAGCAAUAGGAGGAUCACGUCCCAUCAGCUUGAGUCCACUGCCACUUGGUCGGCCUCGGACCUCGGAUACGUUUAUUUCACGAGAUUCUGUUAUGACCGACUCUUCAUCGGGCUCUUUUAAAUUGGUGCUCCCCAAAAUUGCAACCAAUGAAGGAGAAUAUGAUAGACCAGUGUCAGUGAUUAGCAAUCAUGAUGGUCGAUUACUUUUGUCACCUCUAGAUGUCUUGCCAGAAGAGGAUAACCUGGAGAUCCCCACGGACGUAGAGAUAGAUGAAAUGACGGGAAAUAUGUGUCAUCAUGCAACACAAGAAGAUCACUUAGACGGUAAUUCGUAUAUUAACCAGUCAGGCUCUGAAAUUCUGCUAGCACCUGUGUCCAGCGUUAAUGUUGCUUCACCACUUCACAAAUGUGGUGAGAACAAAAGAGUCAAAACAGAUCUCAAACCCUCUAAUUUAAUAUGCCGAAAUACGAAAGAGGAAGCCAAGGACGGAAUUGUUCCUGAAAAAAGCGUGCACUUUCAUGAAGAUGCCGAGAGAAAUUUGAAUGCAGAACAAGUUAAAUGCGAUUGUAAUCACCAAUGCGGUCAAGAGUUGUGUUACUUGUGUCAUCAGAGGCAACGGCGAAACAUUCCUAUCACUUUUGAGACUGAAAAGAAGAGAGACGAGCAGGAGCAAGACCGUGUUUUACAGAAGUAUCAGCAACUCAAGGACCAGAAGUUUAACGAGAAAGAGAACAAACACCUACAAUACGAGCGUCAACUGAGCAGAGAAGUCGCUCAAUUCAAUUUAACCGCAUCAGAAACUUUAAAAUCCGAGCAAGCUCUCCCGAAAAAGUUUCACCACUCCUACAUCUUCCUGAACCGGAGCGACUCACCUUAUUGGUACAAGCUGCGUGAUCAGUACAGCGAGUCUCUGGGAGAGCAGCUGUGCAACAAAACGGAACGUCUCAGGAAACUAAAAGAUGAAACAGACAGACUGGAACAAGAAGAGCAGAGAUAUCUGGCCGCGGAGUUGGCAGCGACAAGAAAACAACAGCUCAUGAACAAAGCCUUGUCCACUAAAAAGUACGAAUCUGCUCUUCAUACCCAGAUUAUGAACAAACCAUUUCAACUUCCAAAAGCGCUGCCCGAUUCAGAUGGAUCUGUUUUUGGUAAACUUGACACGACAAAAGAGAAAUUAGCGGCUAAGAGAAACAGAGCAAAAGACGUGCUAAACCAUCAGCUAAAAACCACAAAGGAGAAAAAGGAGAAAUCACGGUUGACGAAGGAGCAGAAUAGGAAACACGAAAUGGAUGUAUUGAACAGAACGACAAAGGAGCUCCGAGAGGAAACCUGUAGGCGUCACGUGAUAACCAAAGGAGUUAGAAAUUCGCUUGAAAGGAGCUGGACCAGCCAACACACGGAGAAGAAAAGACAGGAUAAACUGGAUAAAAAACAUCAGAUGACGGCUGGUUUGCUACUGCUAGAUCAGUGUAAGAAGUAUAAGAGAUGUGACCAGUGUCAGAGGAACUGUGAGAAUAUUGGAGUAACUAAUGUGUGGCCAGAGAGCCGAUAUCUAUCCGGAUCCAGACUCAUGAUUUGAUUUUAAGAUGCAAAAACUCGUCUUUGAUA